GUCCCAAAACAGCUGCAGCCUGCUUUAGUUAGAGCAACGGUUGUUGUUAUUGUUUGUAGCGCCGACAUACUGCUAUCCCGAAUCAUAUUUCCACUUUUCCUCCCUUGGCUUUUCAGGUCGCUAUUUAUAUCUCAUAUAGCCGUGGCUGACAGCUGAGCAUAAAGAGGCAAAACUGUGUGAGAUUCCUCAAACAUAGCUAGCAUAGGCUAGCACUUUCCAACGGGCACGGUCCUCUUGAGAGUUGCUUUUGCGGUUAUGGCGUGGACGGGACACGGAGCUCCGUUUCAUACAAACGAUAAGCAGAAUGGCGACCCAAAUUCGCCAGCGAGGACUUUAACUGGUGUCCAUCCCAGCCACCAGUCACCGUCGUCCCACCUUUGUGAUUGCCCCAUGGCGUCACUCUGCCAGAGCCAGCAGCGCUGUGUGAAAGCCUCCAUCGUUUCCAGCUGGCGGCUGGCUGAAGCGCAGGAUCAGAUGUGCUCUUUGGGGGUCCACAGCUCUGAGUCCAUGGAACAGGAGCGAGCGCGGACCCUCGUCUGCCCGACUGAACUCACAAACACAGAGGAGGAGUGGCGUCGCAAGGAGAGCAUGCUGGCAGGCCCAGAGCCCAGUCGCAGUCCUGUCCUCGGUGCCACUGGAAGUUGGGACGUUUUUGAUAAGAGUAUUAUUAAUUUGCACCAUCAACCUGUGGAAAUGGAUCAGGACACCUGCAAAACAUUUCUCCAGAAAUAUGAACAAGAGCUCAGGCAUUUUGGUAUGUUACGGAGAUGGGACGACAGCCAGCGAUUCCUUUCACACAUGCCGCAGCUCAUCUGUGAGGAAACAGCAAAUUUCUUAGUCCUGUGGUGCAUUCGACUACAGCAAGAAGGGAAAGAAGCACUGAUGGAGCAGGUGGCGCACCAAGCCGUGGUUAUGCAGUUUAUCUUAGAAAUGGCCUCAAAUUCUCAACAAGACCCUCGUGGCUGCUUCAGGCAAUUCUUCCACAAAGCGAAAGAGGGACAGGACGUCUACCUUGAAGUCUUCCGAGCAGAACUUGACGCCUUCAAACAAAGAGUUGAAGAAUAUGCAGCGAAAUGUAGAAAUGACGCUUUGAACGUUGAUCAUCAGGGCUUCGACACAAACUGUAGACCUAACACCAAAGUAACAACAGACUUUAUAUCACAGGAGGAUCCUGAAUUCAAGAUGAAGCACUGUUUAGAGGCUGGACUGUGGACAAAUACAGGAAAAUGGACAAAGGACGACACUACAGAAACAGAAGACAUCCGGAUGAUGGAGAUAUAAAGACUGUUGCCUCGACUCCUGCUUUCCUCCCAUCUCACUCGUCGGUCCACAUAGGAACAAUCUUGAGUCUGUAAGCCUCCAUCCAGCGCAGCAGGCUGAAACGGCAUUACAGAGCAGGAAUAAAUGGAGACAUGAUCAUCCUUUGUGUUGCCUCUUUCAGCAGAACCAAGAGGAAGUUAUGUUUUGCUGAUGGUAAACAUUUUUUAACAUUUCAUUUGCAUUUGGCUACUGCUGCAGAGUGUCCUGCUAGCCAAUAAAUGCUUAUGCUACGCUGUAGUGUAACCUCCUCUUUUGUCUUAAGAUGAAACUGAUGUUUUGCUGUUCUUAAAACACAGAGAAUUCAAAAAGUACAGAGAACAAUUAAUGUGAAAAUCUAAGAGAACAAUAUCUGAAAAAUCAGGAGCUUUGUGAUUUGCUGAGCUGAAUCAGAAAUGUGAUUGGCUGUUGACAAUGUGAAGGGGGAAAAUGCUUUGAAUUAAGUUUAUUAUCAGCCUGUUUGCAGACAAAUCUGUAUGUGUAAGAGUUUCCCAGCUACAUGUACCUUAUUGGUAUACACACCAUUAUGUUAUGUAUUACAAAAUCAUGUGCAGUACAGGCCUUACUUCUCCAACUUACUCCUCUGAACAAUCUGGAUUUUUUUUUUUUGCCCUAACCUCACCUACAAGGAGCAGUUAAAGUGAACAUGUUAAAUGAAGCAGUUGUUUGUUGUAAUGAGCAGAGGAAAAAUAAAUAAUGUGGUUACAGUUUUUGCCAUUUAUUUUCUCUAAUCACCACAUCAGUUUGAUCAGGUUUUCUCCCAUUCUCACUGCUGAUCUCUCAGGCAAAGCUGCUGCAGUCAGUCUGGACUGUUGCACUGAUGUACCAAAACCAGUAAAGAAACAUUUCAAGAUAGUAACUUUUCUAUGCUUUUGCCACCAAGAGUCACCUGUUUUAUAGUUUGUGUGGUUUUAUGAUAUUUAAGAUUUAUAGUUGAGACAGCAAGAAUGUUAGCCAUCAGUGGCUUUAAAUUGUUGUUUUGAACACUUGUGCCGAGUAAACAAGUGAACAGCUGAUGCACUUUAAGGAUUACUGUAAGUAACUCCCUCUCAAAACGUAUCCCAACAUGUUGUCCAGAAAGAUUUAAUCUAAACCCUAUUAAUAAACUGAAUUUAAGUAUUUCGCGCUUAAAAAGUACAAUAUACAGCAUAUUUUUAAUUUACAGUGUUCUUUACAGAUGACCUCAUGCUGAGUCAAAUGGGAUAAAUGUUUCAUAACAUUUAAAAAAAAUGUAUGAUAUAUUCUCAAUUGAAUUACAGUGUAAACCUGAAUUGGACCUCUUUAAUGCAUGAAUCUGUCCUGAUGGCCCCUCAGCAACACUCUUAAUUCUUUGCAGCCUUUCACAGGUUUCCUUUCAGGAUUUUUCUGAGUUGAGCUCGAUCAGUCUACAAAUCAUUUUUCUAGUUUCUUCUGUACUUUUAGGUAGUUUUCCAUUUAUCCCGAAUGAUUUCGAUUUUGGAGUGAUGAAUUAAGCCUGAUUUUGUGAGAUGUUCAAAGUUUUGGAUGUUGCUUAAGCUCUUUAAGCCCUCAGGUUUCAUCAGAUUGCAUGUACCCUUUAGUUUAUAAUAAAGCUCAGCAGUAAAAAAAAAUAAUUCAGCUGACUUGUGUAAUAUACAAAAAAUAACCAUGUUCAAUAUGAAAGGUGUAAACAGCAGGCGUUAUCCAGAUACUGUCUGGAUUUUAAAGAAAUGAAAGUAAAUUCUUCUUUCUGGAGAAAUGGUUGUUCUAAUUGAGAUUUUAGCCAACCCUUCCAGCUAUUGUCUCUGAUCAAGUUGUUCUGAUAGAAACCAAUUACAUGUAGCUAACAUAGGCCAGCUGUAUCUGAAAUCAAGACUUAAGCAUAAGUGUCUAGUGUGGGUUUAGCUUUAAGCAGGACAUCUGUAAGAAAAAGAAAAAAGCAUUAGCACUAGGUGGAAAAGGGCUGAUCCAAAAGAUUGUGUGUGUGUGUAACUAUAACUAUUUCAUUAAACAUAUUUUUAGAUGAAAAACACUAGUAGGCAAUUCAUAUAAUUAUAUAAUUUAUUUUUUAAUUUCUAUUUCCCCAGUCAAGCUGAACAAAUGCAGACAUUAGCAUUGCUUGUUGCAAACUUCCAUUUUAAACAUGUCACCAACUGUCUACAUUUUCUCAUCGCCAUGGAGCUUUUACCUCAACAAUGGGCUCCCAUUUUUCUGUUCCCAUGGUAACAAUUUUCAUGAUCUUAACAAGACUGCAUAAAACAAUGUAAAAAUCUGCUGAGCAACACCAUCAGUGAGAUGGGUUUUGCAGUUAGGGGAAUGUCAUUUGGGACUACAGGCAGAUGCAUGAUGCAUUGGUUUUGCAGCUCUGAAUCCUUAUUUCCAGCAUCUGUUCUGCAUUCAGCUGCUCUUUACCACUACGUACAGAAUGACUUGCAUGCAUCAAAACUCAAUCAUGUGCUGUGGUCGACUGUUAUUGCUUUCAGUUGCCUCUUUAAAAAUAAAGGCAAAAAUAAUUGA
Xiphophorus maculatus (southern platyfish) is the source of this 3792-nucleotide messenger RNA. RefSeq names its product cell division cycle 37 like 1 (gene cdc37l1). Gene Ontology annotation, biological process: protein stabilization; protein folding. The record is from RefSeq and is a predicted model, not a curated record. NCBI's taxonomy places the organism in Eukaryota, Metazoa, Chordata, Actinopteri, Cyprinodontiformes, Poeciliidae. The transcript is spliced from 7 exons. Bases 256 to 1281 code for a protein of 341 amino acids. Gene Ontology annotation, cellular component: cytoplasm. Gene Ontology annotation, molecular function: protein-folding chaperone binding; heat shock protein binding.